This is a messenger RNA of Penicillium odoratum, 3432 nucleotides long. Its product is annotated as DEAD/DEAH box helicase. NCBI's taxonomy places the organism in Eukaryota, Fungi, Ascomycota, Eurotiomycetes, Eurotiales, Aspergillaceae. Bases 1 to 3432 code for a protein of 1143 amino acids. The record is from RefSeq and is a predicted model, not a curated record. The transcript is spliced from 2 exons. Gene Ontology annotation, molecular function: ATP-dependent chromatin remodeler activity; ATP binding.
AUGCCGCUUGAGUGCAGGGCAAGUAUGCUCAGGGAUGCUUGGGACCUUCCGUCUAUUGUCCCUGAUAUUCCCCAACCAUCUGUGCCCGGCCCUGAUAACACACUGGUACCCAUACAUGCGGCUCAACAGAAUGGUAGCCCCGAGGAAGACAAGAACAUUUGGCUUCCCGUCGGCGUUUUCGAUAGAAAAACCGCCCACGAUGGCAUUGUGGGGCAAAAUAUUGCGCUUUUACGUGAAAAUGGCUGGCUCCGCGACCAUGAUCGAGCCAACAGUAUCGGAUUAUGGAUCAAUACGAACAUGACAAGCCGGCGUCACUCACAACGAUUGAUUGGGAAAUUAAGAAAUGCCGUUAAAGUCGUCAUGGCGAGCAUUGAUUGUUCGCCUGAAGCAUGGGCAGGGCAACGCAGUGCUAAGAUACCUGAUCCCAAUGUUUCCAGCGCCGAAGAUGACUCCCUCUUUUACAUUUUCAACACGCUGGAAAAUCCCAAUCCUGAUGUGGAAGCCAUGAAAGAUCCUUGGGCCAAAUGGUCUAUGGAGGACUUGAUGUCUGGAACCGAUUUCUCGGCAUAUGGCAUCAAGACUCCGCUCUAUCCGUAUCAGCGUCGAUCGGCUGCUACUAUGGUUCAGCGGGAGGCGCAGCCGGCUUAUAUGCUUGAUCCGCGGUUCCAGCCUUAUCGGACCCCUACGGGCGUGGAGUAUUAUUUUGAUAAGGAGGAUGGAAUUAUUGUUCGCGAGAAAACGAUGUAUUCUGAGGCUUGUGGAGGAAUUCUGGCAGAGACUAUGGGCUGUGGGAAGACACUCAUCUGUCUUGCUGUAAUCUGUGCUACUCGUGGGCAUGUCCCCAAGAUUCCCAUCCAGUAUUUGUCCCGACCGGAUAGACCGGAUCCCAGGCCCGUUCGAGAAAAGGUUGGAUCUCUCAUGGAUAUGGCUGCAGCUGCCACGGGCCGCCAUUCUGAGCCUUGGAAAAACUUCUUCCUCGAAAAGCAAAAACAGGGCAAAUUUUACGACAGGUGUAUCAAGGCGUGUGAACGCCAGUGUGGAUUCUAUGAAAUUCCGCCGCAUCAGACUCGAUACCAAGGCCGACAUAGCAUGUCUUAUCAAAGACCGCCGGCUAGGCGUAUUCGAAUUUGCUCGGGUACAAUUAUUAUCGCUCCGAACAACUUGGUAGAUCAUUGGCAACGUGAAAUCGGGCUUCACACCGAAAACCUCAAAGUUUUGACACUGAGAUUAGGCACUGACACGACUCCUUCUGCUGACCAGCUCCUGGAUUAUGACAUCGUUCUGUUCUCCAAGACACGUUUCGAGCGAGAGGCAGGCGAGGCUGUACACAACCGGCGCAAUAGCUAUAUUCCUCUCGAGUCACCUCUCACAGAACUUCAUUGGCUACGGGUGAUUGUCGACGAAGGUCACAAUGUUGCAGGGCAUGGUUCAAAAACGAAUAUGAUUCACCUGCUCAGCCAACUUCACUUUGAACGUCGUUGGGUGAUCUCCGGUACGCCGUCUACUGGACUCUACGGGGUAGAGGUCAGCCUAGCCUCGCAGGAGGCUAACACAAGCGACACCGAGCCAUCGGAGCAUAUCACUGCUGCUGCCCUGAAAACUCGAAAGAAGACGGGAAAUGCAAUUGAGAACGAAAUGAAAGACUUAGACCGGAUCCGGCGCAUUGUGAUUGAGUUCCUGGACUUGAAACCUUGGUCGAACUCGCGUGCGGAUGACCCUGCUGAUUGGACUAAGUACAUCAAGCCUCUCGGAGAAGAUGGCAAGCGACGAAAAACACCGGCUAUACGUGCUACACUUCAAGGAUUAGUGGUUCGACACCGAAUGGAUGUGGUAAAUAAGGAAAUUACUCUCCCGAAGCUCUACAACAAGGUCGUUUACCUUCAGCCAACGUAUUAUGACCGAUUAUCUAUCAAUUUGUUCCUUUUUAACCUUGCUGUCAACUCAAUUACUUCCGAACGCCAAGGUCCAGAUUACAUGUUCGACUCUAGCAACCGGAAGAGUCUGAAUCAGACGAUCAACAACUUGCGCCAGGCCGGAUUCUGGUGGGUCGGCCAUGACAAGGACCUGCCAAAAACAGUCGAUGUUGCGCUAGAAUAUCUGAAGAAAAAAGGAGAUACCAUGACGAUCGCUGACUUGAAUCAAUUAAAUAAGGGUAUUGAGAUUGCUCGUGGAGCCCUAGAGUCUAAUAGAUGGCGCGAGCUUCAGCAUCUACACGCGCUUGGGAUAUUUGUGACAGAAUUCCCCGAAGACAACCGGGCGCAUUGGGCAAUUGACCCUCAAAGAGAGGAUGAUCCACUUCUCAUUGGUAUCACACAGGCUCUCUCUGCGCAGAAAUUUGUUACGAAGCAUCUCAGACAGCGUGAUCCUACACAGGGCCUAUCAGGCCAUGGCAUCCAUAUACGCCAGGCUCUCAAGCGGAGCGAUCAACGCACCUCAACAAAAGGAGCCCCAGAGUCUACUAAUACGACCUCUACCAGAUCAACCCCCAGUCCGAAUCCAACAAGAAAAUCGCCGAAGAAGACCUUCAAUCGCAAUAUUUUUUACACACUCCCCAAAAACUCACCUCUCAAUAAAACCCAAUUUGUCGCCACGGCGUCCGCCAAACUAACUUAUCUCCUCGAUCAAGUUAUCAAAUACCAAGAAGCAGAAAAAAUCAUCAUCUUCUACGACAACAGUAACUCGGCCUUCUGGAUCGCUGAAGGACUUGAACUUCUCGGCAUAGACUUCCGCAUCUACGCUAGCACUCUCAACCCCCAACUCCGAACAGAAUAUCUCAAUCUCUUCCGCGAAGGCAAUGAAGUCCGUAUCCUCCUCAUGGACCUCCGCCAAGCCUCACAUGGUCUACACAUUGCUCAGGCCUCACGUGUAUACAUAGUCAAUCCAAUCUGGCAACCAAACGUCGAAAGCCAAGCAAUCAAACGUGCUCACCGAAUUGGCCAGACCAGACCCGUUUACGUGGAGACGCUUGUUCUACAAGACACACUCGAAGAUAGAAUGUUGCGUCGACGAAAGGAGAUGUCCGAAGCAGAGAUCCAACAUGCCGAGAAGAGUUUGUUAGAUGAUACGACUAUGAAUGAUAUUAUUCAGAACGAGCCUUUCCUGGAUAUGUCAGACGAGGAUUCUUCCGGUGCAGCAUACUUGCUUCGUCCGAUGGGCUUCUUUGACCGUCAUCGUUUGCCUAUUCCAGAUAAUGAGGCCGCCGAAGUAGGUGGUUCUAGGAAACGUUCUCACAUACCUGUCACAGUCGAGUCAGAUGCUGAUUCUGAUGCGAUGGAUUGGUCGGAGAAUGUGGAGCCUCCGACUCCAACCAAGAAGUCGCGGAUUGGUUUUGCGCCGAGUGUGCAAAUUUUGGGCACUGGAACUGAGAGUGACAGUGACUCUUCAGUUCAGAAUCGCUCUGCAAUCUCUGCUUCCUCAUCUUCUGCGGCUUAA